AUGCUGUUCGAUUUUCAUCCCGAGCGCAAUACACAAGAAGCGGGGAUAGUCAAUAUCUUACUCGCGUUUCUGUCGAUCUCGACUCUCCUCGUUACUGGAAUCCUGCUCAACGCCAAAACCGAGCUCACCGUUCGCUACAACGUGCCAAUCCCUCCACCACUGCAGAAGACCUCCCCCCGGGAUAUUGCGGAGGCCGACUACAAGCUCGAAGAUGAAGGAGAGGUUCGCAAUGGUCAAAUCUACCCACGAUGUCCAGCAGAUGGCCGUAGUCUAGGACCACCUAUUGUUCCGGCAACACCUUCCUCGAUCGACUCGGCCAUUUCUGCUGCUGCAAAUGCCCAACAGCAAUGGUCUCACACUACUUUCUCUGAUCGACGGCGAGUCCUCCGCGCCCUGCUCCGAUACGUGCUCGAUCAUCAAGACGAGAUUGUAACGGCAUGCUGCCUCGACAGCGGAAAGACCAAGAUUGAUGGUGGUUUCGGUGAGAUCCUCGUCACGGUUGAGAAGUUACAAUGGACCAUCAAACAUGGCGAAAAAGCUCUGUCGCCUUCGAUGCGGCCGAUAAACCUCCUUAUGUGUUACAAGGAAAACACGGUCAUAUAUGAACCCCUCGGUGUGGUUGCUGCAUGCGUGAGCUGGAAUUAUCCUUUCCACAACUUCAUGUCGCCAGUCAUUUCGGCUCUCUUUGCUGGAAAUGCGAUCGUCGUCAAACCCAGCGAACAAACCUGUUGGAGCACGAUCUACUUCACCGAAAUCAUUCGUGGAGCCCUUCGAGCGUGCGGCUAUAGUGUGGACCUCAUCCAAAAUGUCAUUUGUCUCCCCGAGGUGGCGGACCAUUUGACCAGCCAUCCUGGACUGAGCCACAUCACUUUCAUCGGCAGCCGACAGAUUGCACAUAGAGUCUGUACAUCAGCUGCAAAGGCCCUGACUCCCGUCACUGUUGAACUGGGCGGGAAAGAUCCCGCUAUUGUCCUCGAUGAUCCCAAGACAAUCAAAUCAACUGACGAUGUCAUCAGUAUUCUGAUGCGUGGGGUCUUCCAAUCUGCCGGCCAGAACUGCAUUGGCAUCGAGCGCAUCAUCGCCCUGCCCGCCAUCCACGAUAUCAUUCUCAACCAUGCCCUCCCCCGAAUCCAAUCCUUGCGUCUCGGCUCCGUUCUUCUCUCACCAUCUACCUGCCCACCAGACAUGGGGGCCAUGAUCUCGUCCCGGAAUUUCCAAUGUCUUGAGACCUUGAUAUCUUCCGCCGUCGCUCAAGGCGCCAUACUACAUUGCGGUGGCAAACGGUACGCCCACCCUCAAUUUCCCAAUGGAACGUACUUCCGACCCACACUACUCAGCAACGUGACGGUCGACAUGGCGAUCGCACAGACCGAGCUCUUCGCACCCGUUUUCUUGCUCAUGAAAGCCCCGUCCGUUGACGAGGCCAUCACCAUCGCCAAUUCCACACCUUACGCCCUCGGAGCCAGCGUCUUUGGUCACGACUCCGCUAACGUAUCCCGCUGCGUCCACGAAAUUAAGGCCGGCAUGGUCGCCGUAAAUGACUUUGGCGCUUACUAUGCCUGUUCUAUGCCGUUUGGUGGCGUCGGGGGGUCUGGGUACGGUCGAUUUGGCGGAGCAGAGGGACUCCAGGCCCUAAGUAACGUCAAGAGUGUCUGUCAGGAGGCAUGGUGGGCGAAAAUGUUGGGCAUCAAAACCAAGAUUCCACUCAAGCUGCAGUAUCCUGUUAGUCCUGAUGGGUGGAAUGUCUCUAAAGGUGUCGUUGGAACGGGAUACGCGCUGGGUUGGAGCGAAUGGAUUGGUUGUCUCCUCGGACUUGUCAAGGCUUUGUCCCGAAGAGACGAUGGUGAGCUAUAUGAGAAGAAAUAG
Molecule: messenger RNA, 1866 nt
Organism: Rhinocladiella mackenziei CBS 650.93
Lineage: Eukaryota; Fungi; Ascomycota; Eurotiomycetes; Chaetothyriales; Herpotrichiellaceae
Exons: 2
Coding region: 1-1866 (621 amino acids)
Molecular function (GO): aldehyde dehydrogenase (NAD+) activity
Source: RefSeq, a predicted model, not a curated record